AUGUCCAAGAGAUUAAACGGUCUUAAUGUCAAUCCGGGUCCCAGGAAGGCUCACAGGGAAGUUGUGCGAGGCGACGAGUCGAACCACCACCCCCGCCAGGUGAGGCCGCCGCCGCCUCGCAGGGACCAGCGGGCGCUCCACCUCCCGGAAUCCCGGCGCCCGCUGGGCGCUGAGGCUGCCGCCGCCGCCGCCCGCCCCGUCCGGUCCGGUCCCGGGAAAGGGCGCGACACCCGAGGGGACCGCCGCCUGGCGGUGAGCGAGCGAACGACGGGCUCCGAAGGCGGGGGAGGGGGCAGUUCCCUCCGCUCCGCCGAACCUCCCACCCCUCCGGGCCUCCAGCCGCCCCGACGGCCCGCUGCCUCUCCGCUUCCCUUCGGCCGCCGCGCAGCCGUCCAGCCCGUCCCCGAAGCCCGCCCGCCCGCCCGCCAGCCUCCCCACAAGCCCGAGCCCCGCUCCUUCCGCCGCUGCCCCGACGGUUACCAGGGCUUCCCGGCGCCGCGAGGCCGUCGCCCCGACGCGAACCGUCCCCCCGCCAAGUCCCAGGCUCACUCACCCCGGCCGCGAGGCAGCGAGGCGGCGUCUUCCUCUGCGACUCCGGCUUCCAGCUUGGCGGUCCCAGGACGUGGCUGCCAAUCACCCGAUCUCCGCCCCGAGCCGCGGCCAGACUGGCCAAUCAGCGGCCUCCUCCGGCCCGGAGGCGGGCCCCGGGCUCAGAGCGGAAGGCUUAGGGUGCCGCCCCACGCGCCGGCGGCCGCCCCCUCGCAGCCAUUGUACGCACGCGCGGGGCUCCGCUGGGUGCGGGCGCUUUUCCUGGGACCUCGCUUUGUGGCCUCACUGCUCCGCCCCGGGAAGCACUUUGUGUGGAAACCUCGGGCCUCUCUAGGGGUGCGGGACGACCCAUGUUCUGAAUGCAGCCUGAAGCGGCAUCUAAAGAGGUCACCCAUGGUCACUUCUUUCUGGUAUUCACAAGCUCCCAUGUCCAGUAGCCUGUGAGAAACUGAAUUCUGCGAACAGCCAUGUGAGUGAAUCUGGAGAAAGAGCCUCUCCCACUUGUGCCUUCAGAGGAAGGCCCUGAGCCAGAGAUAUCCAGCUGAACUGCACAUGGAUUCCUCAUACACAGAAGAUCUGAGAUAAUAAAUGAUUGUUGUGGCAAGCUGCUACCUUUUUUAGUAAUUAGAAAACGAUGGACAGCUAAUAUGAUUUCUGUCUCUGACACAAGAUCAAUGGUUCUUAAGUAUACUUUGAAGCUUGUUUGAAAAUACGUAAGCCCAGCCCUGCCUGGGGUGGCUCAG
Molecule: messenger RNA, 1292 nt
Organism: Pipistrellus kuhlii (Kuhl's pipistrelle)
Lineage: Eukaryota; Metazoa; Chordata; Mammalia; Chiroptera; Vespertilionidae
Product: translation initiation factor IF-2-like
Exons: 4
Coding region: 1-993 (330 amino acids)
Source: RefSeq, a predicted model, not a curated record